ACUCUCAUUCAUAUUCCUUUUCCUCUACUAUUGUUAUUAUGUGUUUUCACGUGCUUUCUUCUUCUUAAUCAUGUUUUUCUGUUUUUCAUGUAUUAGACUAGGGGCUUGUUUUGUUUUGCUUACUUAUAUGUCUAUAUGAAUGUUUUCUUAGGGUUUAUAUAUGAUGGUUUCGUUCGUCUAUAGGAGAGUGUUUUGUGGCCCAUUCAAAGUUGUGAUUGUGGGGAGUUGGGGUUACUUUGUUUGUUUGAUUUUAUGUAUUUCUGUUGUUCUAGGGAGCUUUAGCAUGUGCAGUUCGUGUUUGCCUUGCAUUCUAGCCUAAGCUAGAUUCAUUCUCGUUGACGGCAUACGAAUUUUGAAGCUUCUGUGAGAUUUAUAGAUUUUGAAUGCUGGGAAAUGGUUUGGAUAUGUUGAUAUGACCGGAUGAAACCCAUUUCCAACUCGCUGGACUUGUCUUCUUCAACUCUUUUGAUUUUCAUGAUUUGGCUAAUAAGAAGAUUAGCUAUAGAUGCCAGUGUUUCUGACUUUGUAGCUUGCUAUGGAACUUUAUUCAUAACUUCUAUAUAAGAUUGUGACUUAAACACCUUUUGGAUUGCAUUGGCUCUUUUUUUUUGGAUGGUUUUUAUGAUUUCUGUUAAAAGGGGCAUGUGUUUGAGUUGUACUACAUAUGUUUUUACAGUGGUGGCAGUCGUGGAAUGGAUGUGUAUAAUGUUCCUGAACAUGGAAAUGCAGAUGCUUACCUGAUUCAAGGCACUACUGACCCAAAUUCACAAUUAACCAAUCCCCUUCUUGAACCACUUGAAGUUAUGUAUAACGAAGGUGCCCCAGAGUUUGUUAUUGAUCAGGGCAUGUAUUAUCCUUCUGCUACCAAUUAUGGCUAUAUUUGUACAGGGUUGGAAUCACCUGGUGAUUGGGAUGACCACCAUAGAGUUUUUGGUGUGGAUGGUCAAAAUAUUCAGUUCAUAGGCACUCAAACAGAAAGUUUGCCUUAUGUGUAUUAUACACCUAGCUAUGGAUAUGCACAGUCUCCAUAUAACCCAUACAAUCCUUACAUUCCUGGUGCCAUGAUAGGAGCUGAUGGCUCGUAUGUGGGGACACAACAGUACUACAUGCCCUCUUAUGAAAAUGGUGCUACUUCACCAGCUUACUUUCCCAUGGUUGUUCAAUCUGGACCAGACACUUUCACAAGUGGUACGACAGACCAAUUCAUGGAUAUGGCUGCAUCUACUGCUAAUAGGGUUGAUGCAUCAGGUCUCAAUCGUAACUCAUUGUCAGCAGCUGCAACAUUUACCUUGAAUCCAGGAAGGGUUGCUUCAAAUCAUUCAAAUGCUUUUGGCAAAGUUUCCGAAGGCUUUAAAAGUAAUGGUGGAACAAACAAGUUACCUACGAGCAAUAGUAGUGUCACUUCCAACAGUGUUUCAGGUCCGCUGCCAUCAUUAAAUCUCCAGGGUCGGGGUGCUCAAGCUAUUGAUAAUCUUUCAAAUGGGAAAACUGUGUCUAAUCAUAACCAGCUAAAAGUUGCUCUUCCUUCUAGCAAUGGCAUGUCAAAUUUUGGUUCAAGCGGAAAUGGGCGGGUGGUAGUUGAUAAGGCCCGAUCCAAGUUAUCUUUUAGUAAAAUCACAAAUGAUGUAAAUGGAAACCCCAAUGCCUUGACUGAACAGAAUCGUGGUCCUAGAACCAGCACAUCAAAUACUCGGUUGACAGUUAAAGCCUACUCAACCAGGGCUGGAAAUAGUGAUGCGCAAGGAAACAUUAUAAUUUGCAUGGAUGACUAUAACAAAGAUGAUUUUCCUGGUGAAUAUGUAAAUGCAAAGUUCUUUGUUAUAAAAUCAUACAGUGAAGAUGAUGUUCAUAAGAGCAUCAAGUAUAAUGUAUGGUCAUCUACACCUAAUGGAAACAAGAAGUUGAAUAGUGCCUAUGAAGAAGCCCAGAAAAUAUCAGUAGGAGACUCCAAAGGCUGUCCUAUCUUCCUCUUUUUCUCUGUUAAUGCAAGUGGGCAGUUUUGUGGUGUUGCUGAGAUGACUGGCCAUGUAGAUUUCCAUAAGGAUAUGGAUUUCUGGCAGCAAGACAAAUGGAGUGGGAGUUUCCCAGUGAAGUGGCAUAUAAUAAAAGAUGUGCCAAAUCCCCACUUUCGUCACAUCAUAUUAGAGAACAAUGAGCAUAAACCAGUAACAAAUAGCCGUGAUACGCAAGAGAUAAAAUACAAAAAAGGUGUAGAAAUGUUGAAAGUAUUCAAGAACUAUGCAUCAAAGACGUCUUUACUUGAUGAUUUCAUGUAUUAUGAGAAUCGGCAAAAACUAUUGCAGGAAGAGAAAGCGAGGCUACUAAUGAAGAGUUAUGGUACCCCAGUAUUUGUGCCUGUUCUACACCCUCCUCGCAAGCUUAAUAAUUUCUUUGGUUUGGCCUCGAGUGGAGACAGCAAGGAUGACAAUGAUAUAAAUACUUGUUCAGACGGUAAAGUAGCGGUUGCUUCAGAAAAGCAAAACAUGUUUAAUGUUGAAAAUAACGAGGAUAGACGACAAGUAGUGGUUGAUGGAAAGCCAACGGAAGAAGAUAAUGAUGAUGUUUUACGUUUUCGUUCGCUCGCUAUAAGCCCAGAGCGGAUAGAACCGAAGCCAGUGGAGAGUAGUAAUGUUUUGACGGUUGGGUCGAUGCCAGUGAAAGUGAACGGGUUUGACGAGUCUUGUGGUUUUCUAACCGUGGGGACAAUCCCGCUUGAUCCCAAGGCUCUCAAGGGUGGUAAUUCAAAAAAGAUGGGCUAAAAAUGGUGGUUGUAUAAUUUUUCAGGUGAGGGUGAAGAUGGUAAUGGGAAGGAGGGAAAGUUGAAUUGUAUUUUGGGUUAAAUUGUGUUUUGGGGGUGAUACAGAUAAAGUGUGUAAACCUUUGCCUUUUUUUGUUCUUGAGUUGUCAUCAAGAUAUACAGACCUUUUUUUGUUCUUUUGGCUGUUGCUUUUUUACUAAUUGAGUAUUGCUCUUAGCUCACUC
Molecule: messenger RNA, 2982 nt
Organism: Cynara cardunculus var. scolymus (artichoke)
Lineage: Eukaryota; Viridiplantae; Streptophyta; Magnoliopsida; Asterales; Asteraceae
Exons: 7
Coding region: 693-2759 (688 amino acids)
Biological process (GO): mRNA destabilization
Cellular component (GO): cytoplasm
Molecular function (GO): mRNA binding
Source: RefSeq, a predicted model, not a curated record